UAUUUGGUUUAUCUUUGACCGAUAUGUUCAGCUGUGCUGGAGGCAGUAUGAAAUGCUGAGCUUAGUUCUUAUUUUAGUAGCCAUCAAACAACAUGGUUUCUGGAAAGUUCAGUGUGUUGCACAGGGUGGUGAUAAUAUUGACUGUAAUCGUCAAACUUGGCCAAAGUUGUCCAGAAUUGAGAGAAUGCUUCCCAGACGUAACUGUAACCGUGCCUUGUCAAGGCAGUUUUACCCGGAUGUGGACCACGGAGCCAAGCGAUACUGAUUGCAGUACCUACGUUGCAUGCUUAAAUGGUGUCGGUGUAAAAAUGUGCUGCCCGAUUGGGCAGUACUACAAUCCUGACACGCAGGAAUGUGACGAUGAAACGAAUGUGGAUUGUCAAAUCGAACCUCCACCUUGUCCGGACACAACAACGAGCAACCCAGAUGAAACAACAAUUACAACAAGCUCUGAGGAAACGACAACACAAAACCCUGAUACUACAACAACGAGCUCUGAGGAAACGACGACACAAAACCCUGAUACUACAACAACGAGCUCUGAAGAAACGACAACAGAAAAUCCUGAUACUACAACAACGAGCUCUGAAGAAACGACAACAGAAAAUCCUGAAACGACAACAACAGCUACGACCAGCGAUGCAGAUACUACGACACAACCAAUCACCACUACCGAUGAAACGACUUCUACUGCAGCUAUAGAAACCACUACUGUUGAAGAAGGUGCAGAUUUGGCUGCACUUUGUGCAGCACUUACGUCAGACUCAUUAGUGGAGUUAGCGUAUCCUGGUGAAUGCAAUAUGUACAUUAUGUGUGAAAAUAGACAAUACAUUCGAACAGAAACCUGUCCAGCAGGAUUACACUUUAAUCCUACCCUCUCUGUUUGUGAUUCUCCUGACCAAGCUGAAUGUUUAGACUUUGUUUGUCGGAACAACCCCGAAGGAAACCAAGUUACGUUGGAAAGCCAAAAUUCUUGUCAAUUAUAUUUCAUAUGCAUCGGUAACAUUACAGUCGAGCGCCGAUGUGCACCAGGUACCAUCUACGAAGCUGAAAACGGAUGGUGUGUAGUUGACGAUGCGGAAAAUCCUUGCGAACGCGAACGACUGCCUGCACCACCAGAAUCUGUCAUUUUACAAUGUACUGGAGAAAAUGAAUUAGACAAAAUACCCCAUCCUACCAUGUGUGAUGUGUACUAUCGUUGCAUAAAUGGAAAUCUUUGGGUAAGACAAUGUCCCCCCGGACUUUUAUUCGAUCCGGACCGCGAGCAGUGUAAUCUUGCCGAUAUGGUUUCCUGUGUAGAAGCCCAACAGUCCGUCAAAUACAAACAAUAGUUCGUAACAAAACUUACACAAAUCAUUGGAGUAUCAGCCGACCGUCAGCACUUUUUCAUAGGAAUUGUAGCACUCUAACGAGCAGCUGAUUCAGAUGAAUCAGUUUGCUUUUUGCAAGUUUGGUCGUUAGUUUGAUUUUUCUGGUGGAUUUGUUUGCUGAGUUUGGCGAUCAUUAUGUUCAUAAUCCGCAGUUAAUUUAACUUUGAUUGAAUAAAAUAAAAAAUUUAAUAAGCGUAUUAUUAGUUUACUUACUUACUUACUUACUUACUUACUUACUUACUUACUUACUUAUUUACUUACUUACUUACUUGCUUACUUACUUACUUACUUACUUACUUACUUACUUACUUACUUACUUACUUACUUACUUACUUACUUACUUACUUACUUACUUACUUACUUACUUACUUACUUACUUACUUACUUACUUACUUACUUACUUACUUACUUACUUACUUACUUACUUACUUACUUACUUACUUACUUACUUACUUACUUACUUACUUUCGUACUUGUUACGCUACGAAUUUAAUUCCUAUCUCGAAACAUCACAGCAUUCCAUAAAGGUACUAUUUAUUAAAAUAUACUUUCGAUCUUCAGAUGCUUUUCUUGCUGACGAUAAUAACAUCGUUGCAGCCAUGCAUUAGUCCACAAUAUGACAAAAUUAUUCGAAUAAACAGCCAUUCUGCCAUUUGCCAGCCAACAGCCAUUUGUGGCUGAAAACACAUAUAAUCAGGUUGCAGCAACUGAUUGGGGUUCUUCUACAUGAAUAUGAAACGUUACCCACGUUUUUAAAAACAAUUCUAGUAAAUCUAAAUAGACCACCAUGACCUGUGUAAGGUCGUAAAGCCAAGAAGAGAGAAAGAGUACAUUAGUGUAUAAAAUAUCCUUCACAUACAUAAUUUCGUCCGUCUCAACGCUGUACUAACGCGUGAGAUGAGAAUUAUCAUCAUCAAAAUGUGUUUUGGGUACAAAACAAUUUGGUAAAAAUAUUUACCAGCACCCUAGCACAUAUUAUGACU
Anopheles funestus (African malaria mosquito) is the source of this 2353-nucleotide messenger RNA. Its product is annotated as probable chitinase 10. The transcript is spliced from 3 exons. Gene Ontology annotation, molecular function: chitin binding. Gene Ontology annotation, cellular component: extracellular region. The record is from RefSeq and is a predicted model, not a curated record. The coding region runs from base 93 to 1331 and encodes 412 amino acids. Lineage: Eukaryota; Metazoa; Arthropoda; Insecta; Diptera; Culicidae.